Dichomitus squalens LYAD-421 SS1 is the source of this 180-nucleotide messenger RNA. RefSeq lists its product as uncharacterized. The annotation marks the transcript as partial. The transcript has a single exon. Lineage: Eukaryota; Fungi; Basidiomycota; Agaricomycetes; Polyporales; Polyporaceae. Gene Ontology annotation, molecular function: DNA-binding transcription activator activity, RNA polymerase II-specific; RNA polymerase II transcription regulatory region sequence-specific DNA binding. Gene Ontology annotation, cellular component: nucleus. The record is from RefSeq and is a predicted model, not a curated record. Gene Ontology annotation, biological process: regulation of transcription by RNA polymerase II.
GCCGCAGAGGACAAGCGGCGCCGCAACACUGCCGCGUCUGCGCGGUUCCGCCUGAAGAAGAAGGAGCGUGAGGCGGCUCUGGAGCGCAAGGCGAAGGAGCUCGAGGUGCGCGUGAGCGAGCUCGAGAAGGAAUGCGAGGCGCUCCGGAGAGAAAACGGGUGGCUGAAGGGUCUUGUCGUG